This is a messenger RNA of Paramecium sonneborni, 1003 nucleotides long. The record is from the annotation of a GenBank genome assembly. Lineage: Eukaryota; Ciliophora; Oligohymenophorea; Peniculida; Parameciidae.
AUGGAUGAAUUAUUAGAAAUUAGAUUUUAAGCUUUAAAUGAAUUAAAACAUCUCAAUCCUUAAGAUAAAGAUCAACUUUUAAUUCUAUUAUAUAAUCAUCUCCAUUGUGAUGAUUUGAAAAAAGUUUCAGAAACCAUUUCUUAAUAAUUUUUCCCAUUCUAAUAAGAAUUGUUGAGCAUUAUUCAUUAAAAAAAAUUAAAUGAAUGUAUUAUCCAUUGUUUCUAUUCAACCAUUAGUAGAAAUUGGAAAAUUAGAAGAUCUGGAUUAAAAACACUUUUAUCAAUCGUUUUACAUUGUUAGAAUAGAGAUUUACCAAUAAAUGAAAUCUUAAAAGUUGCUCAAAAUUGCACUUUGUUUGAAACUGAUUUCAAUGUAAAAUAUUAUGGAUUUAGAUUAAUGUACCAAAUCAUUAUUUUGGAUUAGAAUUAAAUAACACAAUUUUAAGAUUAAAUAAUUUAAAAUUGUUUAUUUAAUUUUAGUGAUGAUUCAUAAGAAUGUCAAGAGUUAUGCUUAAAAAUACUUAUAAAUUUAAUUUCUUAUUAGAAUUUAAUUCCACAAUUAAUACUAAAAACAGAUUAAAUACUAAAUAAAGAAUUGGCAUAUAAAGAUUUAAAGGAAAAAAUAUAAAUAAUGGAAAAAUUUUAGAAACAAAGUUUAAAUUAAUCAUUUUCAGAAGAAAUUAAAGAAGAAAAAAUAAUAAAACAUUAAUUAAAUAUAUUUUUAGGGAUAAUUCUAUGUUUAAUAUAAAUUAUAAAAUUUAAAUUUGAUGAAAAAACAUUGCAUUAAGUUAUCUAAAUGAUUUGUUAAGGAUUGUAGAUCAAGAUUCUAUAGUAAGAAGUUGUUUAUAAUUUUUUAUUAAAUCAAUUGAAAUAAAUUUAAAUGUAAUAAAAAGAGUUAGUGAUAAAUUUAAUAAUAUAAUCUAAUCUGAUAGAUAUUUUAAGAUCAAAUAAUGAAAUAGAAGUAGUAAGAAUGAUUUAUAAAAUCUUAGGGACACCAAUUUUGA